GCUGUGUUACACAUUGCAUAUGCUGUUGUUUUGUUUGUAAGUGUGUUAUGCAAAUAAAAAAAUACCUUUUUUGCUUCAAAAAAAAAAAAAAUUAUCGUACCCACAGCAGCCGCCAUGGAUACAAGCCGCGUGCAGCCCAUCAAACUGGCCCGGGUCACCAAGGUGCUGGGCCGGACGGGCUCGCAGGGCCAGUGCACCCAGGUUCAUGUUGAAUUCAUGGACGACACCAGUAGAUCCAUCAUCCGAAACGUAAAGGGGCCUGUCCGUGAGGGGGAUGUUUUGAUGCUGCUGGAGUCUGAGCGUGAAGCAAGGCAAUUACGCUGAUCUAUGCUGCAGCUGGUUGGCAAGCCUGAUGUGACUACCAUUUCCAACUUCCUGUAAUGAAGAAGCGACAGUUCAUACCUACUCCGCUUGAUUUAGUGAAGAGGAAUGUUGUGU
Caretta caretta (loggerhead turtle) is the source of this 438-nucleotide messenger RNA. RefSeq names its product small ribosomal subunit protein eS28-like. The record is from RefSeq and is a predicted model, not a curated record. NCBI's taxonomy places the organism in Eukaryota, Metazoa, Chordata, Testudines, Cheloniidae. Gene Ontology annotation, cellular component: cytosolic small ribosomal subunit; ribosome. Gene Ontology annotation, biological process: maturation of SSU-rRNA; translation; ribosomal small subunit assembly. Gene Ontology annotation, molecular function: structural constituent of ribosome.